Lactuca virosa is the source of this 474-nucleotide messenger RNA. NCBI's taxonomy places the organism in Eukaryota, Viridiplantae, Streptophyta, Magnoliopsida, Asterales, Asteraceae. The record is from the annotation of a GenBank genome assembly.
AUGCAACGUUGGUCGAGUCCUAUUUCUGACCAGUCAUUUACUCUUUAUGCUAAUAAGGAGCAAAUAGCUAGGGUUUUGUGGUGUUUUCAGGAUGUAGCAGAUGACUUCCUUGAAUAUGUCCUCAUAGGUGCCAGAAUGAGUACUUCUUGUCGGUUUCGAGGAACAAAUCCUAAGUUUUAUGUUAUGGUGGAGGAUGAGUUUGUUGAAGAAAAUAAAAAAGGUGAUCUUUCUCGUCCUAUGAAUAAGCAAAACUCUGCUUGGCAGAAUGUCAACAAUGUGGAUGUUGGGAAUCUAGCUGUUGUACGACGUCUGUGUCCAAGGAUGCUUGCUAGAGGAAGUUAUCGUAUGGUAAACCAACAUGUUGAAGUUAUUGAUAUGCUUGAUGAUGGAAAUAUGGAGAAAAGUGUGACCCCUGAUAUUGGCGUUGAUGUGAAUGAUGGUGGCGGGAUCAGAUGGUGGUUCUUAAGUUACUGA